CCCGUCAACAUGCUGUGGUCGCGGACGCGGUAGUUUGUUGGUCGCCCCUUGAAUCCAUGCAGGAAGGCGUGUCCCUGCAUCAUAAUGUCUCUCUCCGUGAGCAGUAAGAACUGGAAGCCCUCAACGAAAGAAGACGGCGGCGCUCUCAAGGACCGGAGUUCUGGACUCAGUCGGAUCCAGCGGCUUCGGCGGCGACUCAGCUGCAGCUUCGGACGACUCUCGCUGUCCAAGGAGGUGAUCCUGCCCGACUACGACACGGAGAACGAGAAUGUGGCUGUGACACGAGUGACAAUGAACGGCUUCGAGAAGAGUGAGAGUGUGGAGGAUGGGACUCUGGACAAUGCACGCAGCUCAACACCCAACAGCAAUGUAGCCGGCCGAGAGCCCAAUGGCAACCUGAGCCCUGUGUGUGAGGACAAGCUUCACUCUGAGCCCCCGGCGCCCUUGCCACCACCUCGAACCUCCUCUUCGCACAGCUACCUCAACAAAGUCUGCAAAAUGGCUGCCCGAGCUGAAGGCAAAGGUGGAGGCCACUGGCCUCGGCCGGCACCACACAGCAGCAGCUUCGAUGAGUGCACCUCCAUGGAGUACCAGCACAUGGCAGCUGCCCGGAAACCUGCACGGCCCAAAUCUGAAAUCUUCUUCUCACAAGAGAAGGGAUCCAAAACACCCCGAUGUCCUUCCAUGACGUUCGAGGGAAACAUGACCUUUGGUAGGAUAGAAGCCUAUGUACGACUAGAACAACUAGGAGAAGGUUCUUAUGCAACCGUGUACAGAGGUUACAGCAAUCUCAUGGGCAAAGUAGUUGCGCUGAAGGAAAUCCGGCUGCAGCCUGAAGAAGGCACACCUUUCACAGCAAUCAGAGAAGCAUCAUUGUUACGGGGUCUAAAGCAUGCUAAUAUAGUGACACUUCAUGACAUCAUUCACACUAAAGACACACUCACAUUUGUAUUUGAAUAUGUGCACACAGACCUUAGCCAGUACCUUGAGAAGCACCCCGGUGGGCUCAACCCCAAGAACGUCAAGCUUUUCCUAUUCCAGCUCUUGCGUGGUCUGUCCUACUGUCAUGAACGAGUCAUUCUUCACAGAGAUCUGAAACCUCAGAACCUUCUCAUCAGUGAACAGGGGGAGCUGAAACUUGCAGAUUUUGGUCUUGCCAGAGCCAAGUCUGUGCCUAGUCGUACUUACUCGCAUGAAGUGGUCACUUUGUGGUACCGGCCACCUGAUGUGUUGCUUGGAUCAACAGACUACUCAACAUCACUGGACAUGUGGGGAGUGGGCUGCAUAUUCAUUGAGAUGAUCACCGGUGCAGCCGCAUUCCCUGGUGUCAAGGACACAACUGAUCAGCUGGAUAAAAUCUGGAGGAUCCUGGGGACUCCUACUGAGGAAACAUGGGAAGGUGUUUCUCGUUAUAAGAACUACAAACUUCACAAAUUUGGCAUGUACCCAGGCCAGCCCCUAAAACAGGCCUUCCCUAAACUAUCGGAAAUACCACAGGCCGACGAAAUUGCCAACAGAUUCCUCCAGCUUCAGCCACAGAACAGGAUCUCAGCUGUGGAUGCUAUGCGGCACAGCUAUUUUGCAGACAUGCCCCCCAAGGUGUAUGAUCUCCCUGACCAGGCCUCCAUAUUUACAGUUCCUGGUUGCAAACUUAGUCCAGAGACUUACAAUCUCCCCAUGUCUGUGAUCAAGGCAGCGGCCAAACUGCGAUGUUAGCUGUGAUAGGACGUCCCCAUAGCCACCCAGUCUCCACCACCUGGGCGUCGGCACCACAAUAGUCACGCCCUUGGGUCACUUUGUUGAAACGUUGACAGGUUUAUCCCUGGAGCGCUUUUUUCAUUCCUGCCAACCAGACGGGGCAAACGGAGAAGCAGAGACAGCUCGUCCACUGAACUCAAAACAGUUUUUAUGAGUGUCAUCGUGGUCUUGUUGAUUGCCCGCUGAAAACAUUUUUAGAGAGGUAACUUAUUUAAGGACUGCCGAGGCUCGCCAAUGUGUGUGCGUUUGUGUGACUGUGUGCUGAGUGUGUUUUGAUGUGUGAGCAUGUGUUUGUGUUAUUAGCACAAGCUGACAAACCACCCCUUGCUUUUCUUACCGUUGUGGGAUGUCUGGGGUGAUUCGAUAUGUGUUUGCUUCAUGCAGUAAACAUCAGUUGCAGCUUACUGCAGGGCAACAAAUGUGUGACAAUUGCCAGUUUUGUGUGCGUCCCACUUACUCUAUGCUUGUGCUCAUGAGUGAGCCUGAAGUUAUCAACCAUUGCUGUUUCAGUCAGGACUGAGCACAACAAAAAAAAGCCUUCUGCUGUAUUUUCCGACAUACAGGCAAUUCUGUUUAGGGUGUUGGUGCAACCACAUGGCUUUUAAGUUUUUUUAUAUGUACUUUCCCCUCAUAUCUAAAUCCUUGGUGAUAAAGUCUAGAUUUUAGGCUGUUUAUGCAGAUUUUUCAUAUGCCUUUCUAAACGGAAGAUUGGAAUACCAUGAAUUUCAGAGGAAGCACCCCCUUUAGACACAAAAUCAAGGGAAAAUUAGAAACCAUUGCUCGGGUCCACACGCACUCGUGAUGGUAGCAUGGAAAUUUUAAUGAUAUCUGCCACUGGUGAGGGGGAUGCUUGCUCAAAUUCUUGCAGUACUCAAAAAUCGUCAUGUGAGCAAGGAAACCUGCAAUAAUGGCUGGAACUUGCCAACAUUUCACUCCCAUACAAUUAACCACGUGUUCAGAGGCACAUUUAGUAGCAACGUCAAUCUCAGUGGUUAGCUGAUUGAUGUCUCAUUUUUUGAGUUUACGAUGUGAAGUAGGAGAGUAUAUAAGCAGCCCUGCAUGAUUUUUUAAUUAAUACCAUAGGAAGAUAAGAAAUUUGAACAAAGUAAAAAACCAUACAGCAGUCUGGCAGCCACUAGACAUGCAGUUUGCAUUAUUCUGCAGAGGUUCUAUUGCAAUUCAAAGAUCCAGUGCAAGAACAUAGAAGCUGUUAACCCACACAGUGCACUUGAAUGUGAGAGGGCAACCGGUUGAUAGUGCAUUUAAGCUUUGUUUCUGUGUUAAGAGCAUACUGUUCUUAGAAAUGGUGCACUAAAUCUUAUAUCAGUUUGGUCCCACUAUUUCUUAAUUCAGUAUUUGAGGAUCAUUCUUGAUGCAACGGGCAGUUCUCUUUCAUCUUCUUUUGCUCGAAUCUCUUGCUUCCUGCUUGAUUCUUUGUGUGCUCAGUUUCUUUUUUUUUAUAUUUGAAAUAGCAGUUUGAUAUACAGGGCUUGCAGCAACAAGCAAAACAACCAAGUUGAUGCAUUGAGAGUCUUCAGCACUUGAAUGCUCUCUCCCUGUUCCUUGCAUUAGUUUUGCUUAAUUAAGCUCUACCAUACUUUAUCUGGUCAGUGAAGCGCAUGUGCAGUUGGUUUUAGGAGUAGCGGUGCACACCCGGUUGGUGUCAUGAGCCCUAGCGUUUUUCUAUAUGAAUGCACGACCGUCCCCACCAUAGAAGCUCGCUUGCCAAUCUUCCCUUGGAGAGCAAAUCGAUCGAAUUGUUUAUAUGGGGUUGGGUUUCGUUGUUGUUUUUUUCCAAUGUAUCUGUGCCGUCCGUGCAAUUUUCUGGGUUUUCUUUGCACACGCGUGUGUAUGCGCAUGGCAAAUUCUGCUCAUUGCCAUUUUUCGUCUACUGUAUCCGGCCUGUGGAGCCUAGGAGCCUACUUGUUGCUUCUUGAGCAAAGCAGCGUGAGUGUAUUUGCUAGUGGCAUCACUCUCGAUCGAACACCCAUGCAAUUGCUCGCUUGGGCUGCAUUACAUUCAUAGUUACGAGCUGGACUAGGAAAAACCAGACAUUGAAAGGUUCCGCAUCUGGAAACUGCGCUCUUUCGCAGUGAUGGAGUGCAGUGGACAUGCAAGCUGCUGCUAGAGAAAACAAAUAUGUGUCAGCCAGAGUUUAAGCACAAUCUUGUCUACCAAAUCUCACUCACGCACUAAUCAGAGCCAGGUCGUUUUUGCAUUUAUUAAUGUGCCUUCUUUCUUGAAGUACUGUUGUCAAAAAAUAGAGCAGGGGCUUAGAAUUGCAGGAUGCAUAAUUUAGCAUUAAUAUGGUGCACAUCUGAACCUGUUAUAUCGAACCCGGAUACUUUGAAUUUUUCGUCAAGCAGUGGAGCAGUAGUGAGGGAGUGGGGUUGUUUUUGGGCUAGUAUGUGCAUGCAACAACAGAUGCGCAAAAGCAGGCACAAUCACAUGAAGGGAGUGCAGAUAAGUGCAUUGUGCACCAAACUGAAAUGUACAUGCCUAAUAUUUAGUAGAGCAAACAGCCUCCUAUAAUGGCAAGUUUUUUUAGCGUGAGAAUUACAAGUGUUGCCUGUCAUGACAUCUUCGUGCACAAAAGCCACACCCAUGCCAUCUCGGUCUACCGGUUCUGGCCUCAUAACUUAUGAGGGCUAAGUGGAGGAGGUUUCAAGUCAACCUUGCGUCAGUGUGUUUUCACGUGCCCACUUAUUUAUUAUCAAAUUAUUUUGCCAUUUUACAGCGAAGCUGUAUAUGACUAGAAUCCCGGGAUUUCUUCAUCUCCAUAUCAAAAACACAACCAAUCAAAGUGGCAGGAGCGCGCCACAUGCAUCGCUGGGUUUCUUGCAGCACCACCAGAUGGUGCUUGCCUCCGCAAAUAUCUGGUGCCACCCUUCAGAGGAAAGAAAAAGAAAGAACCAGAAGGCUCUCCUUAGUGCAUAGUGUUCACCGCAAGCGUCCCCGUUAAAAAUUUCGGUUGGAUAAGCUGCAGUCCCCGGAAAGCGGCAACAGUAGCAUAUGAAGCAGGGAGUAACUACUCGUCGCUACACUUUGAUAUGUAAAAGAAAAGCCCACAUAGCAAGUAAUUUCAUUUGUGUUGUGAUAGCAUUAUGGAAAGGCCACACAUAGUUGGGACUCCCAAAGAGCAGCUUGAACGCGAUGAAUGGCAACGGGAACAGCAACGUUAAUAUGCACAACUUGACAAUAUGCACAAUGAUGUCAUGCUCAGGCUAGGCUGGAUGCAGCAGUUCCUUCCAAAAGCAAGCCACGCACAGUUAGGACGCCUGAAGAACAGCGCGAAUAUGAUGAACGAUGAAAGAAACGGCAAUGUCAGUAUGCUGAAUGGUGUCGUGCUCAGGCUUGGCAGGACCCAAUUCAAGGCUACGUCACAUUGGUCUGUUGGAUCAGGCAAUACCUCAGCUUCGCUGGCCAACCACCUUCACAGCUUGGAUUGGAGCCCAUUUUUUCUAGAAUUUGGUGCGUCAGGUCUGGAUUCGGCAAUUGGAAACAUGGUUCUGGAAGGUGUGUAAAUCUCUUCUAGCUAACUUAACAGUGGUUGAACAAGGGACAUUGCUGGAGGAAAUAUCUUGACAAGGGGACGUUUUCCUGACAAAGUCCCUUAUCUAAAGGUUGUCUCCAGUGACGUCCCUUGUUCAACCACUGUUGAUCACGUCAAGUCUCAUCUUCCUAUGAACUUAUCUUGUUUGGCUAGCUUAAUUUAGGCACACGACUUAAAGAUAGGGGGGGGGGGGGGGACAUUUUGUGAUUGUGACUCUGCAUCUAGUCAGUUCCAUUCAGAAAAAAGUGGUAUAUCUGAUGAUAAUGCUCCAUCAUUUCUGAGGUGUGGCAAAUGUGGCAAAUUUUUCAUUAACAUAAAACUUGUUGCAGUAACACAUUAAUCUUUAACACUUGGCAUGGAGCACGAUAACUUAGCAAACUUCAUAAUGGAAUUGGCCAUUGAGUGUGAACAGAUUGCAGGAUGGAACAAGUUUCAGUGAAUAACAUUUUCUUAUCAUGUGGCAUGAUUGGAGGCACACCACCUCUGUAAAUACAGGGUUAAAAAUGGCCUCAUGCCAAGUUACUAUGUUUGUAAAAGAAAGGCGUUCGCAAAAGAUUGCUCAGAAAUGUCUUGUCUUGUCCUCAUGCCGGGCCCUUAAUGCCAGAUUAUUUCCGGCAAUUUGAAGUGCAUUUGUGUGCAUCUCUAACAAUUUCAGCCAUAUGGCAGGUGCAUUGAAACACUUCAGCAGAAAAAAAAUGGCUGUUAUGGUAGUUUUUGCUCCUUAAUACAAUGCACUCAGUGGUCAAUGUUUGCAUCCAAACUGUUCACGUGCUGGCUAGAAGUGCACCAUGCAAUGUCUACACUGAUGCAGCCGAGCACUGCUACCAGUCUGUCCAAGAAAAGGCGCAUAUGGUAAUAUUUUGCAUGUCUGAGCCUGAAAGAAGUGUAGGAUAAUCUAACUAUCCAUGGGGAGAUGGAGAGUGCCAUCGCUAUUGUACCCGCCUAAAACAGACCCAAGUGGCCCUUUUGUUGAAUAUAUUAAAUAUAUUUAUUUCAUUUCCUUUUGCUAAGACCAUGUUUGUAACGCUUUAUUUUUCUUGUUUGCUUUCAUUUUGAGGUGCUGUCGGUAAAAGCUGUCCUGCGCAUGCAUUUCGUCGACCGUCCAUUGUAAAGAGAUGCACUCGCGAGAGCUCAUUCAUAAAAGAACCGACCGUUUUCCUCGUUCAUCUUUGCCUGUCAUUUUCCUCCAUGUUCACUUCUAUGCAUGCCUUGGACUGACCACUUCCAUGGGCUAUUGUCACUGCCUUCGCACCACACCCAAAAGCAUUACGGGCACCUGCACUGUGCAACAUCUACAUUGUCUCUAGUCCCAGUUUUUGUUGAAGCCUCUCUCAGACUUCCAUUGCACAAAUGCAAUUCAAAUGACAUCAUCCCCUGACAUGGUGGUACCUGGCCUGCCUGCUUCAGAUUGAAUGGGCAGCUGUUUCUAACCCAUUUGCCCCUUUUCACAGGAAGUUAAUUGUGUUGUACACUUUCACCUCAGCAGCAAAGUUGGGUGUUAUCUCAGUGGUCUUCUUGAGACUAAUUCUCAAUAUUGAGGCAGGGAAGCCUAUCCUAUGGUCACUCACCAGCGGUUCAUAAUGUCACUGCAAUUAAAUGGUAGCGCUAUGUGUCACUGCUAUGGCGAAACACUUCGUGCAGUAACACCAUCGUUGUGUUGCAGAGAAAUCGGCAUCUUUUGAGCCAUGUCGACACACGCAUGAAUUGGCGUUGCUUCAGGCAGAAUAUGCCAGCAAAUAUGCUCCUCUUGUUCAUGCAUCAACACUCGGAUGCACCACAUCGGUCUUAUAAAAUAUUUCAUCACUCAACGCAUCCUACAUGCGUGAGCUUCUCAUAGCUAAACUUCACUUUCACUUACCUGUUUGACAACUCUGCAUGCCUCCAUCAGGAACAAUGGCUGCAUUGACGUCAAAGAAUUCAACAGAGCUCAUAGCUUCUGUGGGUAACCUACUUCGCUUCAGAAUUCAAAUAGCCCUUUUUUUCUCUCUCUCUUCCUGGUUGACACCCUGUCACAUGAGCACUGCAACAUCAAUCACUUGAUUAGGAGACUUCAUGGCAACUAAUUGUCAGGAGAGCCAUGGGACCUGUUGUGACAUUAAGGCACUGGCAGUAUAGGGGCAGAAUAGCUGUAUGGAUCGAGAAGCAGGCAGAAUGGAAAGCCGCAGCUCCCCCGGGUGCAAACUUAAAGACCAUGAAAAGACUGUGCGGUCACUAGUCGCAUUCACUUUUUUUGUACAUGGGUUCUGGCGCCAAGUCUGUGCCAGUGCCAUUAUCCCAAUCUGUUAAUGUGAAUCUCGGGGUGUUAUUCUCAACCAUGUCAAACUUCAGCUUCUUGUCAAAUCUGUGGUGCAAGCAGUUAUAAUCGUUCUCCUCCGCAUGUUGUGAAACACUUGUGAUAAAUGUGACCAAGUAUCACAUAGGGCGCAACUUUCAUAUGACAUUAAAUUACCUUUUGGGGUGGCAGAACUCCCGUGUACCGUGCAUUGUGUGCACGUUAAAGAACCCCAAGUGGUCGAAAUUGGAGUGCCCCAGUAUGGUGUAUCUCAUAAUCAUAUCGUGGCUUUGGCACGUGAAACCCCAGAAUUUUAAUUUACCUUUUGUGCUGGAUCGCUAAGGCGUCAUGUGCUGACACACAUUUGCACCUAAUGUGGCUUUGUGCAUGGGUGUUCGUUCGAGGAAAGCCGAGCGUUUGCCACGUAUAAGGUUGACCAUGUUCUUCUAGAACAUGGGCCUUCACUGGUGCAAUUCAUCACAUAGCUGUAGUGAGACGUAUUGCAGCUGGCUGCCAUUUCAUUUCUCCUGGGUGCCGUUCAUGAUGAAUCCCGUGUUCUAGUAUAUGUGGUCGACCCUGUACGUUUUAUCUUGCACGAGCACGCCUGGCUGGGCUAGAUAAAUCUGUCCAUGACAUUCUAGGGUGGCCUGAAAUACCUCUGGUUGCUGGGAGACCAUGGUCUAUGAGAAAUCUGUCUCGUUUGCCAUGUGUCUAUACGUCGAGGAAUUGUAGCCUACACCUUAGCCUGCCCUGCUGUAAACAGACAUGUAUGAAAAGUGUUUUCCAUUGAGUUUCCUACCCGCUGCUGUUAUUGAGAUACCGUUUUGUGCGAGCGCCUGAAACCUGUAUCCUUGUGCUUAGGAUGUAGAGCGCUUGUAACGAGUUGCGGUGUCCUCGUUGAGCCCUCUUGAUGUCCGCGGGCUUGUAGUGCUUGUUGUGCCCUCAAGUGUUAAGCCGGUGUACUUGCGGCAACCUUUUAAGCCGCUCUCAAAAGGAAUAUGGUCGUUCUUGGAGAAGAAAAAAAAGAAAUGCUCAAAAAGUGAAUGCUUGAGUCCCGUGGGCAAGGCUGUCAAACAGUCUGUGGGGCUGACGUUGAUUUCCAUGCUUGGGAGGCACCCCUGGGCAAAGAAAUUUGUUGUGUUCAUUGCGGCGACAUGUAGUCCGCUCGUUUUAGGUUGCCGUACUUCGAUGUGCUUCAUGUUGCCUUGACCUGUGGUGCGCCGAACCGAAACUGCAGCUCGCCAUGUGGCAUGUAAUGUUUUGUCUGCCCUAAAGUUACAGAAAUUUGCCAUGUCGCCAGUCUCUCACUUUGUAGCUCUCUGAAUCGAAAAAGACUGUGCACUUGGGGUGAUGAAACAUGUUGUUUUUUUUUACUUUAAUAUAUGCACCAGGCUUAGCGUUCACCAGAGGACAUGACUGCGGGCAAUGAUAACCACAGCUAACUGAUUUGUCAUGUGUUUCAUUUUGUCCUGGAUUACUGGAUUAUUUCUUUGUUAGCGUCACAUGGAUAAUUUAGCUUAAUUCAUUGGAUGUAAAUUCAGAAGCCUGCCAUUCUUUAAAAUUGGGCAUUUAUGAAAGGUUCACACUUAUCAACCGACGAACACAGAAAAGCAUACUUCACAGUUUUCCGUGCAAUUUGAUGACUCUUUUGUUUUACUUUCUGGUCACUCCACCUAAGCAUCAGCCAGGCUUGAACACGCAUAGGAUAUGUAAGGCAUUCUGUAUGACCGAGCACCUAGUCUGGCUUCUUAUUACGUUUUGAUGCUAUGGCAUUCGGCAGUUGUGAUAGAGGGCAGCAGAAGUAUGUGUAACCACACAAGAUGGGGUUCUUAUUUAUUAUUCUUUUACCGUCGCUGCCGUCUUUCGCAUGACUACUUUUAUGUUAGGUCUUCAUUUAUGAGGUACCUGUGAAACAGAGACGUGGAGCACAGAGUUCGUAUAUGUGACAUGCAGAGCUUUAGUCCAGUGUCACAAAAUCGAGUACAAGUUGAAUUCUGCUUGAAUGAGUUUUGGGCGGUGAGGGUUUUGAACAAGGCGAGAUGUGGCAUGUUAAAUCGCCUUCAUGCUGGCCGAAGGUCAGAACUGCGAUCUGUAGCAUGCCAGACGUAUCGCUUUAUAUAGGGAACCGUUAAUAUGCAGUGUAUGCAACUUGUCUUUGAUUUUCUCUCGCUGGUGUGGCUGGUGCAGGGACCCGAAUUCUUGAAAUGGCAGCGAGGCCUUCGGUCGCCCCGGGUUCAAGGCAACCUGGAGAGCCGCGCUCGUUGUGUGUGGCACCUUUCAUUCCCAGUGCACAUUUGCUCAUUGCAUAUUGGUUGGAGUGUAAUGGAUCUGCUCAUUGGUCUGAAAAGAUAUUAUGUUGUGAUAACGGCGUGCUUGCCCCACUAUUUAAGGGUCGUGGCACUCCUUUCAGCACAGUGCUGUGUGUGCUUGUGCGAUGAAGUAUAUAUUAUACUAUGUAUACCCCGUGAGAGAACUUGUCGUUUUAAGUCAUGUUGCUCGUUUACCAUCUGUUUACCAUCUGGCUGUUCUGUUCCUUGACAGCAGCAAACUUGUGGGGAGGGAGGGGGGAUUCUUAUGCUGUAUGCUUCAUGUUUCACAUAUCCAGUAUGUGGUCAAAUACACAGUGGCUGGUCACCGUA
Molecule: messenger RNA, 10222 nt
Organism: Dermacentor andersoni
Lineage: Eukaryota; Metazoa; Arthropoda; Arachnida; Ixodida; Ixodidae
Product: cyclin-dependent kinase 14-like
Biological process (GO): protein phosphorylation
Cellular component (GO): cytosol; nucleus; cytoplasm
Molecular function (GO): cyclin binding; ATP binding; cyclin-dependent protein serine/threonine kinase activity
Source: RefSeq, a predicted model, not a curated record